AUGGUAAAAAGGUUGAAAUAUCUAAAAAAAAUUAUCGAUAAAUAUAAACAUUGUAAAGUUAGAGAUGAUAUAGAUUUGGAAAGAAUUGACAAGAGUGUAAAGGAAGGUGGAUUUUUACCUUUCCUACCUUUGAUAUUUGCUGGUCUGACCGCAGCAGAAUCCACAGCUGAAGCUUUACCCCAUAAAGAUCCUCCAAAACCGAUAGAAUAUGGUGGUUUUAUAAUUAGGACAUUAGAUGAUAUAAAACAUUAUUUUUCAAAUCCAAACCCAAAGAGCAUUACACCAAUAGUUGAGAAUGAAGAGUUGUUGUUUAAUGGAUUUAGAAUAAGAUUUGGUGGAAAUUCACCAAUAUUCAAAAUCGAUACAAAAGACUUUAUAUUUACAUUAACAGAAGGAUUAAUAGAUUUAAAGAAUGGCGGGGAUGUUGAUAUUGCCGAUUAUAAGGAUUUUGUAGAAUACUCAGAAUUUAUACAUACGAUAAGAAAGACGGGACCCGAAACAAAAAGAUUAAAAGAAGUUGAUCAAUAUAUAAAAGCUAUUAUUAAUCAAGAUGAUGAAUAUGCUGAAGACAAUCCAAUCAUACAAGAAAUAGACGAAUUGGAAGAGAAGAUAGCUAGAGAAAAAUGUGUACAAGGUAUAACGUUUUUAUCCGACAACAACGAGGAUCUACUUAAUAUAGAUUAUAGAUAA
This is a messenger RNA of Lottia gigantea (owl limpet), 690 nucleotides long. RefSeq lists its product as hypothetical. NCBI's taxonomy places the organism in Eukaryota, Metazoa, Mollusca, Gastropoda, Lottiidae. The record is from RefSeq and is a predicted model, not a curated record. The coding region runs from base 1 to 690 and encodes 229 amino acids. The transcript has 2 exons.